AUGUCUGCUCGUAUAAAGAAGUCAAAGCAGACUCAACAAGUUGCCGAAAAGUUGGCAACCCCUAAAAAGAUUGAACGUUCAAGCACUUCAUCCACCGCAAUAAACAACCCUGUACAAUCCAACGAUACAGAAUAUCGCUCUCCAAGCCCACUUAACAUCUCAAGAGUUGACGAGAAAGAGGAGCUAGCUCAUCUUAACGAUCGUCUUGCCUCUUAUAUCGACUAUGUGCGCAAAUUGGAACGCGACAAAGAAAGUCUCACUCGUCGUAUUUCGACUAUCACCGAAGAACGUCUGGCUAAAGUUGACAGUGCUCGCAGCACUUAUGAGAACGAAAUCCAAUCCCUUCGUCGCCUGGUUGACGAUCUUGCCAAAGAUAAGGCUGCUCGUGACGUUGAGUUGAAAAAACAUAUGGAUGAUGCUUCAGAUGCUAAAUCAAAACUGAACAAACGCGACGCUGAGUUACGUAAUUUGCAACGCAAAUAUGACGCUCUUGAACGUGAUAUUGGAACUUACAAGGCUGAUCAUGAACGUUAUCAGAAGCUCUUGCCGGAGUUUGAGCACCUUGAGAAGAAUUUAGAAGCAGCUAAGGAAGGUCUGAAAGCUGAGACCAUCCUUCGCACUGAUUUGGAGAAUAAAGUUGCUUCACUUCGUGAGGAAUUGGAUUUCAAAGACCGUCUUUUCCAAGAGGAGAGAUCCAAACUUGUUAUGCGUUCGCUGACAGUGGAAGAAGAGGUAGCAGAGACUAAAGCCAAGGAAUUUGAAUCUCGACUUGCUGACGAAUUGCAAGCUUACCGGGAGAGUGCAAAUGAGGAACUUGAGCAGUAUCGUAUUCAAAUGGAAUCUACUUUCCAGAAAAAAUUGGAACAGUUGCAAAAGGCAAACGAAGAAGCUAAUAGAGAUGGCGGGCGUCUAAAUGAGGAGCUGAUUACAAUGCGUCGCAUGAAUGACGACCUUUCACACGAGUUGGCUAGAAAGUCCCGUGAGGUGGAGUUGCUGCAUAGUCGUAUCGCAGAUCUGGAAAAACUCCUUAACAAAGCCCAUGACGAUUAUCAAGCUCAAUUAGCUGCUGAAAGGGAAGAGGUCAAACGACUCAGAGCAGAGUUAGAGCAACGUUUUGCUGAGUUUACUGAUUUGAUGAACACGAAAAUUGUUCUCGAUCAAGAAAUUCUCAUGUACCGCAAAAUGCUCGAAGGUGAAGAGUCUCGCUUGAAUCUCACUUCUCCCAAACGCCACAGUGCCUUUGGCGGUGCUUUUAUGGGUGUCAAAAAGAGACGACUGGAUUCGGGUGAUGGUUUUGAUGAAGAAUCGAAUUCAAAUGGCAGCCAGACUGCCAUUCGUGUCUCAACUUCCGCUGUAGGCUCAAUUGAAUUCUCUGCCGAUCAAGAUAGUUCCGGAAACUGGAUCAAGCUGAGCAAUGUUGGAAAGGAGGACAUCAACAUUGGGAACUGGGUACUUAGACAUAAGUCUGAUGGUGAGGAAGUGACUUACAAGUUCGGUCGAAAUGUUACCCUCAAACCCGGCACUCCCUGCAUUGUUUGGAGCGUCGAUGCAGGCGCUACUCACAACCCUCCAGAAGACAUUGUAAUGAAAAAUCAACGUUUCCAUGCUGGCGCCAACACUACCGUGACACUUACGAAUGAAAAUGAGGAGGAACAGGCCUCCUGCUUGAUUGUUCGUGAAUCCCGUCCGAAACUUAUUCCAAGGCGUUUUCGAGCUGGCGCGGCAAGAGGCGAAGAAGUUGCAAAAAUGUCAUCACGAAGUAAGAGACCUACUCAAGCCUCAGAAACCACCGCGACGACUUCACGACGAACUAAUGUCACCGCUACAUCUGCUUCUUCGUCCGCCGAAGGUCAUCGACAAAGAUCAGUUAGUCCCCUCAACAUAUCUCGUACCGAAGAAAAGGAAGAGUUAGCAGAACUGAAUGACCGUCUCGCAUCCUAUAUCGACUACGUUCGCAAACUCGAGGCUGAUAAGGAUAGUCUCAAACGCAAAAUAAGGACAUUUACUGAAGAGCGGAUGAGCAAGCAUGACGAUUCGCGUAACACAUAUGAGUCAGAGAUCGCUUCCUUAAGAAGACUUGUUGAUGACCUUGCCAAGCAAAAAGCCGCUGCAGAUGUUGAGGCCGAGAAACUUAAAGAUGAUGCCAAGACGGCUCAAUCUAAACUCGCUAAACGCGAAUUGGAUGCCCGCAACCUUCAACGACGUGUUGAGGCCCUAGAACGCGAUAUUUCCGCCUACAAGCAUGAUCAUGAUCGUUAUGAGGCCCUUAAGCCGGAAUAUGAUGCUCUAGAGAAGAAAUGCACUGAUCUUCGACGAGACCUUGAUGCUGAGACUGUUCACCGCAGUGAUCUCGAGAAUAAAGUUGCGGGAUUGAAAGAGGAACUAAAAUUCAAGAAUCGAUUGUUAGAUGAGGAGAGAGCGAAGAUUAUUGAAAAAACUAUCAUGGUGGAGAGUGAGAUUGAGGAUAGGAAAGCUGCCGAAUAUGAAUCAAAACUCUAUGACCAACUGCAGUCUUAUCGUGAUCAAACGGCUGAGGAUUUGCUAACUUAUAAGAUUGAGAUGGAACAUACAUUUGAGAACAAGUUAAACCAACUCCGCGCCGCCAAUACAGACGCUUCCAAAGAAACUAGCCGUCUUCGAGACCAACUUCUGAUUUAUCGCAAACGUACCGAUGAUGCUGAGCAUGAGUUAAAGAAGAAGGAUGCUGAAUUGGAACUCCUCAAACGCCGAGUUGAUGAAUUGGAACGUCUACGCCGACAGGAGCGUGAGGAUUAUGAAAGAAGUUUAGCUGCACAGCGAGAUGAACUUGCACGUCUUCAACGUGAAUUGGAAAUCCGCUUUUCCGAGUUUACUGAUCUGAUGAAUACUAAAGUCGCAUUGGAUCAGGAAAUUCUUAUGUACCGAAAAAUGCUUGAAGGCGAGGAAUCUCGUCUCAACAUUUCAACAUCGCUUCGAGGACCAUCCACAGGUUCCAAACGCCGACGUCCAACUUCGGCAGUCAUUGAAGAGGAAGAUGACGAUGGUAUUCACUCUACUUCCACAAGUUCUCUUAUCAGCGGUGGAGAGGGUCGCUUCCCUCGAGUCACUUAUCGAGUCGCCACCAACUCAACUAGCAACAUCGAGUUUGCCGCUGAUCAGGGUGAACUCGGAAAAUGUGUGAAACUCGUUAACACCUCAGAUGAGGAUACCAACAUAGGAAACUGGACUCUAAAACAGACUGUUGACGGCCAUGGAGUUACCUUCAAGUUUCCUCGGUCCCUCAUUCUUAAACCCGGAGCCUCAUGUCAGAUUUGGAACAGUGACGCUGGUGCUACAAAUGAUCCACCCAAAGAUUUGGUGAUGAAAAACCAGAGCUUCAAAAUGGGCGCCAAUAUAACUUUCUCUCUAAUUAAUGCUGAUAAAGAGGAGCAGGCGAAUUGCCAAAUCACCCGGGAGACUGUUGGUACUGCUGCUCGUUUUUCUCGUUCACAUUCAAGCUUACAAUCUGAUGAGGUAGGUGAUCAAUACUAA
Molecule: messenger RNA, 3510 nt
Organism: Rodentolepis nana
Lineage: Eukaryota; Metazoa; Platyhelminthes; Cestoda; Cyclophyllidea; Hymenolepididae
Source: the annotation of a GenBank genome assembly